AUGUCGUAUCAGAACCUCCGGUUAUAUUUUAACGUUGUAUCCAAGUGCAUAGACUAUUGUAAUGUCAUUUUGGCACUACCAUCACACUCAAGUGGAGGUAGGAGUCUAACCACUUUUAUAUUGCAAUCAAAUUUUGGCUUACUAGGAGGUUAUGUAAACAUGGUUGCUGCGCAGGAGGCAACUUAUUACAUCAUUGGUCACAGCAAGAAGAGAUGCAAAGGAGCAAUCAAUUGGGAAAUGGAUUUGUCUGCUAGUGGUGAGUGUGAGAAUACAGGGUCUCUGGGAGGUGAUACGGCUAAAAUAUGGAAUAAUGGUGGAGCUCAGUUCUUGCAAUUAAACACAUGGCAACGCCACGAUUUCCGUAAAGAUAGUGUUUGUAAUUACGCAAUACCUAAUAAUGGUAGGGGAGUAUGUUCUGAAGAUGGAGUAUUAUCAUACGAAGAUAUAGGGACGAAAUAG
Debaryomyces hansenii CBS767 is the source of this 459-nucleotide messenger RNA. Its product is annotated as DEHA2D00110p. The coding region runs from base 1 to 459 and encodes 152 amino acids. The record is from RefSeq and is a predicted model, not a curated record. The transcript has a single exon. NCBI's taxonomy places the organism in Eukaryota, Fungi, Ascomycota, Pichiomycetes, Serinales, Debaryomycetaceae.